Molecule: messenger RNA, 1044 nt
Organism: Camelina sativa (false flax)
Lineage: Eukaryota; Viridiplantae; Streptophyta; Magnoliopsida; Brassicales; Brassicaceae
Source: RefSeq, a predicted model, not a curated record
AUGUCCCAACCGCCUGGCUUUGUUGACCCCAACCAUCCGCAUCAUUUCUGUCGGUUACGGAAACCCAUCUAUGGUCUCAAGCAAGCCCCGCGUGCAUGGUAUAUGUCUUUAAAACAACAUCUCCUUGAUACUAGUUUCACUAAUUCACUUGCGGACACUUCAUUGUUCAUUCGCGCUUCGGGUUCCACUCUCACCUAUGUACUUGUUUAUGUCGACGAUAUCAUCGUCACUGGCAAUCAUUCCGCUAUUGUUGAGAAAGUUCUUCAAUCCUUUGCUCAACGUUUCUCCAUCAAGGAUCCUACCGACAUUCAUUACUUUCUCGGCAUCGAGGUCUCACGAUCCUCCGAUGGACUCCAUCUCAUGCAACGUAAGUAUAUUAUGGACCUUCUUGUCACAAACAACAUGUCUGAAGCAAAACCCGUUGCAACACCACUUCCUACUUCUCCAAAGUUAACCAUUCAUGGUGGUACCCCUCUUGAGGAUGCCUCUCAGUACAGGUCUGUUGUUGGAAGUUUACAAUAUCUCUCCUUCACGCGACCUGAUAUUUCCUAUGCGGUAAACCGCCUGUCUCAGCUCAUGCACUGUCCGACACAAGACCACUGGAUUGCAGCAAAACGAGUCCUGCGCUAUCUCGCUGGCACUCCCACACAUAGUAUAUACAUGAAUGCUUCCUCUCCCGUUACUCUUCAUGCCUUCUCUGAUGCAUAUUGGGCUGGUGACACGGAUGACUAUGUUUCUACGAAUGGUUAUGUUGUCUACAAUGGUCAGCAUCCGGUCUCAUGGUCUUCAAAGAAACACAGGGUUGUUGCACGUUCCUCCACAGAAGUUGAAUAUCGCGCUGUUGCCAACACGGCGGCUGAGGUACGGUGGUUAUGUUCUCUUUUCUCUGAUCUCCACAUUGUCUUACCCACCACACCGGUCAUAUAUUGUGACAACAUUGGAGCGACCUACCUUUGCACAAAUCCUGUUUUCCACUCAAGGAUGAAACACAUUGCUCUCGAUUAUCACUUUGUUCGGAAUCAGAUACAGUCCAAAAUGUUAUGA